UCAUUUGUUUAUUAUUGGCAAAUAAUUCAAUUUGGAAGUGCAUAUACUUAGGUUUUUUUUAUAAAUUGGUUUGAAUUUAUUGCUAUUCGUUGUCAGCAGUCUAAUUCAUUUUAAAUACAACACACAUACAUACAUACAUUGUAAAAAUGUCGAUCCGUAAUCCAAGACUACCGCUUUUACCUGGAUACGCGACUAAUCCAAUGAUUGGGAGAAAAAGCUUCGGUGUGCGUCCUAUAUUCACCACUAUAGACAACGUAAACAUGUUGAUCGACAAACCAGAAGGCGUAAAUAGAGUCCCAUCUUUGUACUGUCGUAAACAAGCACCGGAUCUUCCAACAUGGAUUAUGUAUGAUAAAAAUAUACUUCGGUUCCAAGGCUACUUUCAACAAACAAUGCAUGAAAUGCAUAUAGGGACACAUAUUUUGCGAAAAGUCGAUAUCUUAUUUUAUCUUGAAGAUGGUACUAUUAAGGUGAUGGAGCCAAAAACGGAUAACAGUGGAUUAACACAAGGAAAUUUGAUAAGUCGCCAAAGAAUUCGCCUUCCGUUCAGCUACGACUUGUACUAUGAUGUUCUUGAUCUGAAUAUUGGACGAAAUGUUACAUUCUUUGGAAAAGUAUUUAAGAUUGUGAAUUGUGAUAACUUCACUAGGGUGUUCCUUAAUCGCCUUGGCAUAAACGUACCCGACCCCAUACCAUGGCCAGAUGCAAUCGAGCGAACGCCCGACACUAGGAAGCCGCCAAAGCACCGACCUUUCAAACAAUUUUUGGAUUUUGAUAGACAAGUCUUGAGGUUUUAUGGCUAUUGGGACGACCGUGAUUCAGAGUUUGGAACAUUGCACCACCUGGAGAUUCAUUACUUCUUGGCAGAUGAUACUAUAGAGAUUAAAGAAGUCAUUGCCCCGAAUUCUGGCAUCGAAGCAGCGCCAAUGUUCUUAAAGAGGAUGCGUCUGCCUAGAAAAAUACCAGCCCGCAUUGAAAUGACGGGUGGACCUCUCGUUCCGUCCUACAGUCCUGCAGAUUUAAGUAUUGGAGCUGUUCUAAACGUGUUCGGACGAAAAGUUGUCCUCACUGACUGCGAUCCCUUCACCAAGGAGUACUAUCGUGUCACUUAUGGAUUUGAUACAUUCACAACAUUAUCAAUGCCCCAAGACACCAGCAAAGAAUGCAUCAGCGCCAAUAUGGCCGAUAGGGAAUUACCUCCGUGGAAUGGAUACGGAUCCUAUGACGAUUCUGCAGAGAAUUGCCGAACAGUGGAACCUAAAGCAAUUCACAGAGAUUUUAUGAAAUUCUUGAAUAAGGACCGAAUUGGAUUUGAUUCACACGUGUUGCGAUUCGCUGCUCGUCUUAUUUCAGACAAUCCGAUAGAUGUACGACGUUAUUUUAUCAUCAAAUACUUUCUAUGUGAUGACACCAUUGGCGUUUUCGAACUUGGUGAACGGAAUUCUGGUUUUAAGGGCGGUAAAUUCUUCCGUCGAGACAAAAUGUAUCUGCCUGAUGUGGACUUCUUCGUACCUAAAGAGCCGCCGACAUACACGGACCAGGACAUGUGGGUAGGCAACGAGCUCGUGGUCAACAAACACCGCUUCCGACUCAUCGCAGCUGAUGAAUAUGCUCUAAGAUAUAUGGAGCUUAACGCUGAACAGUAUCCUAUGGCGAAUAUAGCUUUAAUCAUGGACAAAAUUCGACGCACACUGGCUUCACAAGACAACGGUUAUAAGAAUUUUGUAGCAAGAUAUAUGGAAGCCACGGACCCGGAGAAAAAAGAACUUAUGUCGGUUAGAUGCUUCAAACAAGCCUUAAAGGAAAUAAUGUGCGAAAAGAUGACGGAGCACGAGUUUCUGACUUUGACAAGAUUUUUCCGCGGAGAUCCGGGCAAGGAAAAGAGCCCCCGACGAGAUAUGAUCAGGUCCCUAGUUUUCACGGAGCUCACUCGCGGGCUGUGGGACGAUCGUGAGCGUCUCCGUGAGGGUCUAAUGCAUGCGGACGAGGCGGGCUCGGGCGUGCUCUCCAAGGAGCGCCUGCGACAGUUGCUCCGAGCGAACAGACUGCCGAUAAAUCCCGAUCUAUUGGACUGCAUGUUGCAAGUGUUGGUCAGAGACGAGAACUGUAACAUCCAGUACGAUGACUUGAUGACGUUCCUGGACUUCCAGACUAGGCCUGUGUACAACCUUACGGAUGCAGAUUACGAGAAGGUGGUGCGACAUGCGCCUCCUGUUAAGGACACUGAAUGCAAGUUAUGGGCUGACAUGGAUAUAGAUAUUGAAGGCGGCUUUGUGAAUUGGAGUGCGUUCUUAUGUCAACUGAACUUGGAACAUCUUGUAAAGGAGCAGACGCCAUAGAGCCCAUAGAGUUAGUCGGUAUGAAUUAACAAGACCAGUUAAAUUAAGAAAAGUUACAAAUAGGGUUUUCGAGUGUCUGCAUUAAGAUCAUGUUUCAUUAUUUUAAUUUUACAUACAUUUUCCAACGCAACGAAACUUCUUGCUAACGAACAUGCUAUACAUAUAUCAUCAUUGGCCUAGCCUUUUAGCUGCUCUAUAUAGUCUGUAAAAUAUCCCCGCAAAAUUAUCAUCUUAGGGGCUAUAUUACGAAAGAUUUUCUUCAUCCGGUCUUUUAAGCCUAGUAGGAGAUCUGCAAAUGAGUAUUUUAAAUAUUGAGACAUGCGUCUAAAACCUGCAAAAAUGCGUUGUAUUUCUCCUAAGGUUGAAAAAUUACCAUGAUCUGGAAUACAAGGGAAUUCAAAGACGUGGACUUUAAAUACAGGAAAACAUAGUUAAUCGUAGGGCAACAGGUUUUUAAGCAUCCCUUAUUGAUGAUGAUUGAAAGGCUUGUCUAGUAUUGGAGUUUGUAUUGCGUUUAGAUAUUCCAACUAUCUAAUUCACAUUUUCGAUAGUAUUGUUUUGUAAAUAUUAUAUAAUAAUACUUAUAUGUAGUUUGGAAGUUGCUUUUCAUUUCGUGUGUU
Messenger RNA from Trichoplusia ni (cabbage looper), 2959 nucleotides. Its product is annotated as EF-hand domain-containing family member C2-like. Gene Ontology annotation, biological process: regulation of neuron projection development. Gene Ontology annotation, cellular component: microtubule. The transcript is spliced from 16 exons. The coding region runs from base 147 to 2339 and encodes 730 amino acids. Lineage: Eukaryota; Metazoa; Arthropoda; Insecta; Lepidoptera; Noctuidae. The record is from RefSeq and is a predicted model, not a curated record.